This is a messenger RNA of Eptesicus fuscus (big brown bat), 336 nucleotides long. Its product is annotated as T-cell leukemia/lymphoma protein 1A-like. Gene Ontology annotation, biological process: positive regulation of peptidyl-serine phosphorylation. The coding region runs from base 1 to 336 and encodes 111 amino acids. Gene Ontology annotation, molecular function: protein serine/threonine kinase activator activity. The transcript has a single exon. The record is from RefSeq and is a predicted model, not a curated record. NCBI's taxonomy places the organism in Eukaryota, Metazoa, Chordata, Mammalia, Chiroptera, Vespertilionidae.
AUGAGCGAGUGCCCAUUCACCGUGUGCAGGAGCCUGCACCCUGGCCACCUGUGGAUCUGGUGGCCAAAUGUGUAUGUGGACAAGAACGAGCGCACCUGGCUGCCCAUUAUCAUUGAGACAGAAAGUAGCCUCCAAGUCCUCAUGCAUCAGAUAGACAUCCCCCGAGGAGAGGCUGUGCAGCACAGCCAGCUGUCCCCCAGCAUGCUGCCUCUCAUGUGGCAGCUCUAUCCUGGCAGGCGGUACUGCGCCUCCAACUCUAGCUUCUGGCGCAUCAUGUACCACAUCGAGAUCAGCAGCAUCAAGAACAUGGUCCUUGAGCAGCUGCCAGACCCUUAA